UCACCGAGGUGCAGUACGAGGAGUGGGUCAGCGUCCGUAUCCUGAAUCAAGGCACUUUGUAUGUGCGUGUGAACGGGCUGGCAGUUGUCCAUGAAGACAUCGCGGUCUCCCAUCAUCACCAUCAGCCGCUGGACCGGUUUAUCCUUGGCUCCUACCCAGAUGACCAAUUUAAUGUUUCUGAUGGACAAGUUCAGUCUUUCACUGGAUGCAUCAGUCAGAUAAAGUCAAGCGGAAAAAUCAUUAAGAUGGAUAGAGAGAACCAUCUUUAUUCCUUCAUCGAUGAGUGUAAAGUCUGCUCAGAAAAUGCAUGCCAACACGAGGGCCAGUGUUUGCCGAAUCAUAGCGAGAAGGGUUACACGUGCAGAUGCCAGCCUGGCUACACUGGUGCCCAGUGUGAAUCCAGCAUUCCUUGCUUGCAAGGAACAAAGUGUCCUUGGCAUAUGUUACCUGCCAUUGAUCCUGACCACCAGUGCCACGAAGAAUGUUUGAAUGGCGCUCUAUGCGUUGCACACGAGUUCCAUGAUUUCUCAUGCCAGUGCAAGAUUGGAUUUACGGGAGAGCUCUGCGAAACAUCUUACGACAAAAUGCAAGGAUUUGAAAUAAUGAGAGGUGGAUAUAUUUCAUUGGAGGCUAAGGAUAUUGGCACGCUCAUCAAUAUUACGAAUGACACCACAUGGAGCUUUGAUUUGGUUACGACGGACAAAAACACCCUCAUUUUUUGGCAUUCCAACUCUGAAGCCAGCAUCUACCAGGCUGUGUUCAUCCAUCAAAAUGGUUCCAUUGCAUACAAAGAAAAAUUCGAACGACUCGAAGCUAGCUGCUCAGUUCCGGUGGAGGUCAGCGAUGGAAUUCUGCACCACAUUUUGUUCGGCAGGCACCAAUCUAGGAUGUUCAUCGAAGUUGACGGUUCAUUCAGAACCGAGCGUGCAACUGAUGAAGUUCAUCCGAUACAAAAACAUCUUGGACAUUUAAUCAUAGGUGGGGGCAGCCACGUAAAGUCCUACACGCAAAACACCUUCGAAAAAGUUUUUGAGGGGCACAUAUUAAACAUAUCCGUCGACGGCCAGGCUGUCAACAUGAGCGCCCCUGGUGUCAGCGGUUGGAAUGUAAACCCAAGUUAUCAUUACCAAAUAGAUGAGGCAUCUUUCGAUUAAUUUUUAAUGUGCUAAAACUGACUUUGCCUAACAUUAGUUUUUUGUCAAAUGGACUUAUGUUAAUUUUUGUGUUUGGUGCCUACUUCAAAAAACACCGCAGCUUGCUUGCUUUUAUCCAUUCACUAAAUGAUGAUUUAUGUUAAUAUAUUUGCUAAAAAAACAUUUAUUAUUAUUAUUAUUAUUAUUAAGCUAUUUGGCUGUUUUGUAUCGGUCAAAUGAAUACAAACACAAUCAAUUGCAUU
Helobdella robusta is the source of this 1396-nucleotide messenger RNA. RefSeq lists its product as hypothetical. The transcript is spliced from 9 exons. Lineage: Eukaryota; Metazoa; Annelida; Clitellata; Rhynchobdellida; Glossiphoniidae. The record is from RefSeq and is a predicted model, not a curated record. Gene Ontology annotation, molecular function: calcium ion binding. Gene Ontology annotation, biological process: heterophilic cell-cell adhesion; establishment or maintenance of epithelial cell apical/basal polarity. Bases 246 to 1154 code for a protein of 302 amino acids. Gene Ontology annotation, cellular component: protein-containing complex; plasma membrane.